Messenger RNA from Nerophis lumbriciformis (worm pipefish), 3090 nucleotides. RefSeq lists its product as uncharacterized. NCBI's taxonomy places the organism in Eukaryota, Metazoa, Chordata, Actinopteri, Syngnathiformes, Syngnathidae. The record is from RefSeq and is a predicted model, not a curated record.
CAGCUUCAUAACAACCGGUUUUGUAACUCGGAGGUAACCACUAGAAAGAUGGAGAUGGUGAUGUGUGUGUUAUGGGUCACACUCCUGCUGCUUCUCCUCCUGCUGUGCGUCCUGACAAGCGCACCGCGGACCACGCCCACAGGCGCUCUCUCUCCGCUGCGGGCGCGCCUCCUCGCGCCUGCGGACAAUCUGCAAUCAACACACCUGCCCGUAAUGAGCGAUCAGCCUUCAUAAGCCAGCGCAACCUGAGAUCCGACGCCAGAACGUAGCUUCUCGUACCUAGUACACUUUCCGUCAUCCUUCCUUGUCGCCGAGUUGUGUGUCUUGUCAUCUUGGACCUCAUGUGGAUUCCCCCUUGCCUUCCUGCACUUCGACCUCACGCCUGCCCACCGACCACGACGCCACGCACCUGUCCUCGACCAUACGCCUGCCCUCCGACGCUCGAGCCUGCCUUGCCCUAAUUGGACUUCCGCCUGGAUCUCAACACGCACCCUCAACACCCUCUGGCAACCACGCUCAGAUAAGUCUCACACUUAGUCACACUACAUCUCUUUGGUUUAAUUACACACCGCACUUACACAAUAAGCUGUCAUUAAACACGCUGACAGCUAAUGACGUCAUCGCCUCUCUGCCGUCUUCUUCUCCCGCUGUCCCGUCACAUUACGUUCUGGCCAUGAUAGAAACAGACGGAAAAGACAUGACGCGUACACCGCUCACCUUCCGAGCCUCCCCCGUCCCCAGUGUCGCAGUCAUGCACACGGCACUCCAGCAGCACCAAGAGCGCUUUUGCGUACUGGAGAACAAGCUGGAUGCUGCUUUUACUAACUUGUUAGCUCGACUGAACUUGAUUUCCCCAGGCUCUUGCGCUCCGCCGACACUUGAGCGAGCCGCCUCCGCCGCUGCAGCCCCCAUGCUGCCCCCUUCAUCCUGCAAGCCGAAGAUCGCUAGUCCCAGAGCCUUUGAAGGGGAUUUUGAGCUUUGCCGCAGCUUCCUGGUCCAGUGCAACAUGGUUUUUCGUCACCAGCCCUUCCGUUUCACUUCUGACGGGGCCAAGAUAGCCUUCAUUUUCUCACUGUUGACCGGAAGGGCUCUCCAAUGGGCCACGGCAGCGGUUGACCACAACCAUGGCCUCAGCACAAAUUUUGCCACUUUUCUCUCUGAGUUCCAGGCAGUUUUUGAUCACCCCGCCAAUGGAGGAGACGUCGCCUCACGUCUUCACUCCCUCCAGCAAGGCUCUCAUUCUGUUGCAGGCUACACCCUCGAGUUCCGCACCCUGGCCGCCGACAGCGGGUGGGAUAAUAAGGCCUUGUUGAGCCCUAACGUAUCAAGGACGGAUUGUUGCCACACCGACCGGCCACCUACCAUGACCUCAUCCAGUAGGACCUGGUCAUGGACCAGAUGCUCAAGGAACGGGCAGCGGAACAAAGACUCGCAGCCCGUGAGAGGACCCGACAGCCGGCGUGGGAGAAUCGGACAGCUUUCUACUCCCCUACUGCCGCCAGAGAUCGGGCUGAAGGCGCCCACUUGGUGGACCAGUCUGGGUUUUCCCCCGCACCUACCAGAGGGUUGGAACCCAUGCAGUUGGGCAGGACACGACUUGCCGCGGAGGAACGGGAGAGGAGGUUACGGCAGCGCCUCUGCCUCUACUGUGGUUGUGCGGGUCACAUGAUCCAGACCUGCCCCACACGACCAAAAGAUCAGGCUCACUAGUAAGGGGAGUACUACUGAGCCACACCACAUUUCCCCACGGUCGCAGUGACCCUGGCAGUCUCUUCCCCGCAACUUUAUCUUGGGAGUCAAAGAGUCUGAAGGUGGGAGCAUAUUUGGACUCAGGAGCAGAUGAGAGCUUCAUGGACCGUGAUUUCGCCUGUCAAGCCGGGAUUGAACUUCUGCCCCUGGAAAAGUCCUUACCAGCUCAAGCCUUGGAUGGGCAUCUCCUGGGACCCAUCACCCACCGUACAGCACUGGUCACACUAACCCUGUCUGGCAACCACACGGAGUAAAUCAGCUUGUUGAUCCUCAACGCCCCUGUCGCUCCUCUUGUCCUCAGCCGCUCAUGGCUUCGCCAGCACGACCCCAAGAUUUCCUGGAUCUCCGGGAGGAUCCUACCCUGGAGCACGGCAUGCCAUGCUAACUGCCUCAAGGCAGCAGCUCCCGUCUCGGAGAACCCCAAGCUCAAGUCAUCCCCAUCUGACCUGUCUGGGGUUCCCGCUGUCUACCAUGACCUUGCAGCCGUAAUUUUAGUGUUGGCCAUGGCUUGCCAUCAAAGUAGGCCUAUGUGAUGUAUAAUAUAUUAUGAUAUAUAAUUAUUUCGAUGGUGGUCUGUGCGGUCAAACUAGACAUUUUAUCAGGGUAAUGCCAACAAUCUGUUCCGACUCCCGACUAAAAUAUUGCUGCGUAACUCUACAAAUACAGUUGGCUAAUCGAAAUCAGUAAAAUGUGGCAUAAUUACUUAGUAAACCAUCUUGCAAGAAGCAUAAACAAGCGAAACCUACAGCGUAGGACUCGUCGAUUGCUAUUUGAAGUAGGAUUCGGAUUCGGCUGCGUAUCUGGCAACCUCAGUCAUGAAGAGUGGGAGGGAACCAAAGAAUUUUGACCGUGUUUGCAGUACCAUUUCUGGCCACAUUACACAUGGCACCUUUAAAGUUGAAGUAGUUUAAACUAUGUGUUGUUCAGUCUGUUAUAGCCUGUUUUAAUUAAUGCAAACUAAGUGGUAUUUUGGUACACAUGAUUGUUGUUACCAUUACGUCACAAUCAAAGUUCUGCUGUGUAGCAAAAAAAGUGUCGUAAUGUGUGUAUUUGUGUACAUGUGUUAAUGAGUGUGUUUGUGUGCACGUGUGCAUCCAUAUAACAGCGUAUUUGCAAUUACUCUCAAAAAAAUGGUUUUACUGUAGUUUGUACUGUAUUUUUUACAUGUUUUGGUAAAUACCCCUCUUCAAUUUGGUAUGAAAUUAAUAUGCAAACUUAAAGCAUUGUGAACGCAGAUUACGUGUAAAUACAGCUGUGUAAACGUGAUCACGGAUCACUCUAAGACAGCACACAUAGUUGUAACAAAUAGUGAUAAAAAUCAACUGAAGUUAUUGUAGUGAU